Paramisgurnus dabryanus is the source of this 4057-nucleotide messenger RNA. It is a transcript of the gene p4htmb, whose product is annotated as prolyl 4-hydroxylase, transmembrane b. The record is from RefSeq and is a predicted model, not a curated record. Lineage: Eukaryota; Metazoa; Chordata; Actinopteri; Cypriniformes; Cobitidae. Gene Ontology annotation, molecular function: iron ion binding; calcium ion binding; L-ascorbic acid binding. Gene Ontology annotation, biological process: peptidyl-proline hydroxylation to 4-hydroxy-L-proline. Gene Ontology annotation, cellular component: endoplasmic reticulum.
UACACCGCUAAGUAUCUCACCGCUAGUGGGCUGCCUUGUUGCUGCUGUAUGCGCUAGCAGCGUCGUUGCUGCCGCAGUUGUCAGGGGAAUGGCGUCCCUAGAAUGUGGUCUCCUGCAGUUUCACUUCCAGAUGCGUAACCGUGGAACUUGCCAAAUAAACCCAAGUUCAGGAUUACAGCAAGGAUUUUGAGGAGCACGACUUUCAAAAUGGUGUUUCGGCACCGCCGCGCGCGGGAUACAAGAUGCUGCGCAACUCCUGUACUCACGCGUCUCGAUGUAAACAAUGACAUCUGCUGAGUAAACCGGAGCGUAUCAUGCUGCCACAACAAGGACAGUGACAAAUUUACAGACAACAGCAAUGAUUUGACGUUUUACACGGUUGUUUAAAUCAGAUGGUGAUGUUAUGUUGUUGUAGGUUGGCGUAGUUCAUCAUCUUUAAUGAUUAAUCUCGCAGGCUUUUAUCAAGUUUGCUACUGAUGCCCUGACACAGUGACGUCUGUUUUAAUGCGCGUGAUCUGUCAAUCGACGGGGCGGACGGGCAAACCUCGACUACUGUCGGUUUUUUGUGGAUUUUUACUGAUUUUUAAAUUGUGGAUUUGAAACACAAUGCAAGUGUUGUCAAGUUAGAGGCUGUCAAAAUGAUAGCAACACAGGAGAACACUGAGCAAGAUGAUGCCGCAUCAUCAUCAUCAUCACCACCACCGGCAGCCCACUCGCUGCCCCGUCAGCGAGUCUCUCUGAAGAAGAGCAGCGUGUGCUCGCGCUCAUACUUCAUGGUGGUCAUGGUCUUCUUUCACGUGUACAUCAUCAAUGUCAUCGCACUUCUGCUAUAUGUUCAUUAUAAUAACGGAUCCACAACGAGCGUGCCAAACCAGGAUUAUAGCAGUACAGGCAGCAGUCCUAAAGUUUCCGCAGCGUCGGAUGCGCAGACCCCUGCAGACUCAGGAUUCCCUAGACUCAGUAUACCUCGCAUUGAAGGGAUACGGGUGGGCCAUGUCCAAAAAGUGUCUCUGGUGCCAGGCAAAGUCCAUGAGAUGAAGACACUCAGUCUUAAGCCCCUGCUGUUUGAGAUCCCUAAUUUUCUGUCAGCGGAGGAAUGUGGUGUAAUUGUGCGACUGGCUCAGCUUAAGGGUUUGAUGGAGAGCCAGGUAAUGGUUCCUGAAGGUCAGGAGGAGCUUAACCAGCAGCUUAACCUUAGUCCAGAAGAAAUCUUUAAUUUCCUUGACCUCAACCAAGAUGGCCAGCUGCAACCUCAUGAGAUAUUGACACACUCUCGAGUGAGAGAUGGAAUCUGGUUAACUUCUGAAAACCUCAAGGAAAUCUAUGAUGGCCUAAAAGUUGAUCUGGAUGGAAAUGGUCUGUUGAGCCUAGAGGAGUUUGGACGUCUAAGAAGCGAUGCCUUUCAGCGUUUUCUGCUGCAGCGUGGAGUGGAAAGGAGCCAGCUGGUGAGGAACAGCAGACACACUUGGCUCUACCAGGGCCAGGGCGCACAUCAGGUUCUUCAAGAUCUCCGUAAAAGAGUCACUCGUUUAACACGACUGCCAUCAUCCCUGGUGGAGUUAAGUGAGCCGCUACAAGUGGUGCGCUAUGAAGAGGGAGGUCAUUACCACGCUCAUCAUGAUAGCGGACCAGUGUAUCCCGAAACAGCCUGUACACACACUCGCCUCGCUGCCAACACAACCUCCCCAUUCCAGACUUCCUGUAGGUAUAUCACCGUUCUGUUUUACCUUAACAAUGUUGAAGAAGGAGGGGAAACCACCUUUCCAGUGGCUGAUAACAGGACAUACGAAGAAGCGUCAUUAAUACAGAAUGAUGUAGAUUUGUUGGACACCAGGAAACACUGUGAUAAGGGUAACUUGAGAGUGAAGCCUACUAAAGGGACAGCAGUUUUCUGGUACAAUUACCUCUCCGAUGGCAGAGGUUGGGUGGGUGAACAGGAUGAAUAUUCUCUACAUGGCGGCUGUGUGGUGACCCGAGGGACCAAGUGGGUCGCCAAUAAUUGGAUCAAUGUAGAUCCAGUUUACCAGCGGCAGGCACUAUACCAACAAUUUGUUUCUCAACAACAAGAAAUGCAGGAGCAAGAAGAAAUCAUUUCAGACCAGCACACAGAAACGCACCAAGACUUGUAAACAUGUAUGCACACACAUUCACUUCAUGAUCAUGAUGUACAGUACUGUAAAGUAUGGAUCAAUCGGUUAAACACUACACACAUACUUAGUUAGCACUAUACUUUCCAAAGCAUUUAAACAUACUGACCUCAUUCACAGACAAAUUUGCACAAAGAUAUACACAUCUUUUGUCUUCACGCACUUACACACAUAAUAAUGUAGCUCUACCAAUAAUAUACAUCUCCUCAUAGUUUUGAAUUGAAUGAGGCUCCCAACCUCCAGUGGUCCAGGCGUCUGAACUGGAAUUUUUUGUGUUGGGUUGAAUUCAGGGAUAAAGAGAGCUUUAUGCAAUUGUGAAAGACAAUGCUACUAUUCCUACUGUAGAUUUGAAGGUAAAAUAGUGUAUUUGUCAUGGGAAUGCAGCCAUAUUUGAUAACUUUGUUUACAUACAGUAUUUGCACUCUACUGUAAAUCCCAAAGGCCAUGUACACACUGCGACUAAAUAUGAUUGGCACUUAUUUUUGUUGAUGACCGUUUACACUGCAACGGCAAAUGCGCAGUGAUGCAACUUUGCGGUGUGUAUGUGGCCAAAAAGUGUAAGAAAUAGUCCAAUCGUUUCUACUGAAGAAUUUCUUGCAUUUAAAUCACCAAACAUUUUUGAGAAAAUAAUCUAAGGAUGUGCUCAGCAUUAGUUAGUUGUAGUAUUACUAGCUUAAAGAUAUUUUCUGGAUUAAAUACAACUUAAGAUCUAUGACCAUGAUUUUAUUCUAUGCUGUUUUAUAGAAGAAGUGGUGAAUGUAGAACACCUUGAAAUUCGAAAAGUUCACAAUUCAUAAAAAACAACAAAAGUUAGGUUAGUAGUUUAACUAAAAUAUAAGUGUAACAUAUCUGUGUCUAUAGUGUUUAUAAGUUUGCAUUAACAUGUAAUCAAAUAUGAAAUAAAGCAUAUUUGGCUUGCUGUCCGAGGGGAGGGCUCCAAGUUCGGAAUAUCGGCCCGAACCCAGAGUACUGCUCCCCUUCUUAACUGGGAGAGAAGAAAAAAGAGUGAAGCGAUGGGGUGGAGGAGGGGUGCUGCAAAAAGCUGUCACAGGACAGAGGUGAGGGACGCCCAUAUAUAGAGACUUUGUAUGUGCUGAGGGGUUGGAUUACAUGACCAUGCUCCUCCCAAACUUAAAGUGAUAGUUCGCCCAUAAAAUUUAAUUUUGACAUAAUUUUUUCAUCUAAAUGUUUUUUUCGAUGAACACAAAAGGAGAUAUUUUUAUAAAUGAUGGUAAGCACACAGCUGAUUGUUACCAUUUACUUCAAUAGUAGAAAAUAAAUAUUAUGGAAGUAUUUUGAUAAAUGAUGUAAGCACACAGUUGACGGUACUCAUUGAAUUCCAAUUGGUUUUCAUCUUUAUCAAAAUAAAUUUUUUUGUGUUCAUCAGAAAAAAGAAAUUCAUACAGAUUUAGAACAACAUGAGGAUGAGAAAAUUAUGACAGAAUUUUCAUUUUUGGGUGAACUUACCCUUUAAGUAAACUUCAUUUAUAGCCUCAUAGACAUCUGUUGCAAUUGCAUUACACUAAAAAACAUUUUUCUUUGGCUGGACUAAUGGACAAGCAUUCAAAUACAUACAACUCUUACAUUUUAAAAACAUGUAUUUAAUCCAGAAUAUUUCUUUAUUUAGUAACCAAUUAUUAUUAAUAUGAGAGUUAAAGCCUUCAUUUCCACCUGAUGUUUCUCAAAUGUCUUCCCCUUUUAGAUGCGUAUAUAGAGAAGCAUGUUAAACUUGCACAAACUUGUAAGAUUAUGUUGGAUUUUAUGAAUUUAUUUUGUAAUGUGUUAGUAGUUAGUUGUUGUAUUUUAAUUGCAUCCCAAAAAAUCAGACUGAACUUAUUUAUUUGGUUAUUUGUCGUUAUUUGUAAUCAUGUUGCACAAAAUCACUUUCCUGAAUAAAAUAUUUAACCUGA